UAUUAGAUACAAUAACUCACCUGGUGAUAUUCAUGAAAUAAUCAGAGGAAUUGCAGUAUUAUCAUUAUAUACUGACUAUUUUGAGAAAAACCCACUUCAUUUAUCUAAAGAAGAACUAGAUAACACUGAACCUCUUGAUCAACUCAUAGAAAGAAUACAACAAAUUCCAAAUGCUUAUACCCAAUUAAACACUCUAGUAGAAUUACCAUUUUAUAAUAAUCAAAUAGCUACUCCUGAUUUAUUAUUCAAUACUUCCUUAUCGACAACUCUAUACCCAUCACCUUUAAAUAAUCACCUUUUAUUUAUAAACUUAACAAUGGCUACAACAACUGAUGAUAUCAUGAACUACCUUAAAGCAAAUACUAGUGGAUCCCUUCUGCUUAAAGUAGAGCUAUUUACUGGUGAUGAAUGUUUUGAGAAAGCUACUGCUACUAAUAGAUGGGAUAGUAAAAGAAAAAGAGAUAUUCUUCCUGGUUUCUUACAUGGA
Molecule: messenger RNA, 487 nt
Organism: Scutellospora calospora
Lineage: Eukaryota; Fungi; Glomeromycota; Glomeromycetes; Diversisporales; Gigasporaceae
Source: the annotation of a GenBank genome assembly